AUGAGCGACGACGAGGAGAGGAAGAAGAAGAACUUUAAGAAGGAGAAGAAGAAAGAGAAGAAAGAAAAGAAGAGAAAAGAGCGGGAGGAAGAGAAGGAGAAGAGUAAGAAGAGUAAAAAGAAGAACAAAGUGGUGAAAGAAGACGAGGAAGGAGAAACGACGACAAAUGCCAAAAUCGUUGGCGAUUUCGGCUUGGCAAAGAGCGGUGCCCCGUUCAAGAAGAAGUUCUACGAGCCUUCUGAAUCUAUUCUUCGUUUAUCCGAGAAAGAUGUCAAGGAACGACGCGAUUCUUUGGCGAUUACCAUAGAAAAUGACGGCAAGAAAUAUAAUUUUACGCCGCUCGCUACGUUUCAAGAGGCUGGGUUUCCAAAGGAAAUUUUAGCUGUCUGCAAAAAUUUCCAAAAACCUUCUCCCAUUCAAGCGCAAUCGUGGCCAAUCAUCAUGUCUGGCCACGACAUGGUUGGAAUUGCCGCGACUGGGUCUGGCAAGACUUUAGCCUUUGGAUUGCCAGCUUUGACACAAAUCAAAGCACAGCCACCGUGUAAACCUGGGCAACCAGCGUGCCUCGUUCUCGCUCCUACUAGAGAACUCGCACAACAAACAGCGAAGGUUUUUGACGACGCUGGAGAUGCGACGGGUAUAAAAUGCGUGUGUGUGUACGGCGGAGGACCAAAAUAUUUACAGAAACAAGAGAUGAAACAGAGCGGUUUUGCUGUAAUCGUCGCAACACCCGGGCGCUUGCGAGAUUUCAUGAACGACGGAGACGUACGUUUAGAUAGAGUUACGAUCUUAAUUUUAGAUGAAGCAGAUCGAAUGUUAGAUUUAGGCUUUGAGCCUGAGAUUCGAGCCAUUGCAGGAGCAACGAGAGCAGACAGGCAGACGGUAAUGUUUAGUGCUACUUGGCCGAACUCUGUCCAAGGAUUGGCGGCUGAGUUCAUGACGAAUCCCAUCAAGUGCAGAAUAGGUGCGGAAGGUUUGAAAGCCUCUCACAGCAUCAAACAAAUCGUUGAAGUCGUAGAGCCGCACGAAAAAGAUCAGCACUUACACCGUCUUUUGAAUAAGUACUUAGGUUCGGAAAAAGUUACGCCGCGUUGCCUGGUUUUUGCGCUGUAUAAGAAAGAGUGUGCCCGAGUCCAUGAUUUACUGCGGAGAAACUGGAAAUCUGCAUCUAUUCAUGGCGACAUGUCCCAGCAUGACAGGGAGCAAUCUGUUGCUUCAUUUAAAAGUGGAAAAACUCCAAUAUUAGUUGCCACUGACGUUGCUGCUCGAGGAUUGGACAUACCGGGUGUCGAAUAUGUGAUCAACUAUACUUUUCCGUUAACCACGGAAGACUAUGUACAUCGAAUCGGGAGAACUGGGCGCGCUGGGGCGACUGGUGUCGCGCACACACUAUUCACCGUGCACGACAAAUCGAGGGCCGGAGAACUAGCAAACGUUCUUCGAGAAGCUGGUGAAACAGUUCCUGAGAGUUUAUCAAAAUUUGGGACACACGUUAAGAAGAAAGAAUCUAAAUUAUAUGGCGCACAUUUCAAAGAUAUUGACAUGAGUGCAAAAGCGACGAAAAUUACUUUUGAUUGA
Molecule: messenger RNA, 1578 nt
Organism: Bathycoccus prasinos
Lineage: Eukaryota; Viridiplantae; Chlorophyta; Mamiellophyceae; Mamiellales; Bathycoccaceae
Exons: 1
Coding region: 1-1578 (525 amino acids)
Biological process (GO): rRNA processing
Cellular component (GO): nucleolus
Molecular function (GO): RNA binding; RNA helicase activity; ATP binding
Source: RefSeq, a predicted model, not a curated record